AUGUCGGACAACUUGUCCCACUCUAUUACCAAUGCCCUUAUGGCGUCUAGUCAUGCCCCCAGUCUGACAUGUCCCAAGGCCUCUGAGGAUAAGCCGGUGGUCCCUAGCGGUCGUAAGGCUACGAAGAAGACUCACAAUGUGGGCGAGCAUACCUCCAAAACUGAACUGACUGACAGGUUGCGUCCUGUUACCACUGAGGACAUGGGGCCCCUACGUAAAGAGCCAUCUGCCAGACAAAAGCAGUGUGGAUAUGGAAGAGGGCAAAAGCCCUAA
Messenger RNA from Pelobates cultripes (western spadefoot toad), 273 nucleotides. Lineage: Eukaryota; Metazoa; Chordata; Amphibia; Anura; Pelobatidae. The record is from the annotation of a GenBank genome assembly.